UGUUUAUCAUUUAUUAGAAUGAUUGAGAUAAAGAGCAUACUAGAAACUAUAAAAGAAAAAGUAAAUAUGAUUGACUCCAACACACAUUCCUGGCAAUUAUCAACAACAACGGGGAAGAAGAAUGCAAGCCUCAACCUGUUAAUUCUGUUGAUGACUGUCAUGGUGAUAUUCCAGGCCUGCAUUAGCCAUGGCUAUCCGGUCAACCAAGCGGGUCGACUCAGGGCCUUGUGGAAGGAUAAGAAGAAGCAAACUGAUCAGAAUCUUGCUACUGAUGAUGAGUGGGCAGUGACAGUGCUGUCCAGUAUUGGAGGAGGUGGUGGUGGUGGUGGUAAAGUUGGAAAGAUGGAAAAUGAUGAAAUUGAAGGUGGGCUUCCAGGGCAGCCAACAGAGGUGAUGUUUAAACAGUAUGCAGGGGCCAGGUUGUUCAUCACUUGGGGUGGGAGCCAUGGGAGAGAUUGGACCUUUUGGUGUAAAUUCAGACUGUAAAACUCUUUAUCCAAGAAAGCAUGCCUGGAACAAAGGUUG
This is a messenger RNA of Camellia sinensis, 525 nucleotides long. The record is from RefSeq and is a predicted model, not a curated record. Lineage: Eukaryota; Viridiplantae; Streptophyta; Magnoliopsida; Ericales; Theaceae.